ACAGCAAGACGAGGGAGAGGGCGGAUAUCUCCGCUCUGUCCCGUCCCAGAACAGAGCGCUGAGGGCGCAGCCUCCCACGCCCCUCUGACGUCGCCGGGAUUUUUGUCGACUGUCUUCCGUUCUUGGGAAACACAAGCGAGUGGAGCUGGGACCUGGUGACCGAGUUCGUGGGUGCUGCCUCCCCGCCUGAGGAUCAUGCAGGACUUGGUGUCGCUGCGCUUCUUGUUGCUCGUCCUGCCCGGCUGGCUGGCGCUCCCGCCGCCGUCCGAAGCUCACCCGGGCUGCGAUAACUUCUCUGUGAGUCUUCAGCCACCAAGUAACUUGACUGCGGCACAGAGAGGGAUUGGCUUAAUUAAUUAUAGCUGGACUCCAAGUCAUCUCAAACAUACCAAGAAGUAUUUUUUAAGAUAUGAAAGUUCAUUUAAAUAUGAUGGUGGUGAGUGGCAGGGAACAAAAGUAAAUCCUCUUUCGAGCCGUGAAGAAGUCCUGCUUCUUAAUAAGGGCAUCAAGUUCCGAGUGAAGGCAUUGGUGGCAUUGACUACAGAGGAGAAUUCUAGUCCGCCUACUUGUCAACAAAGUGGCUGGGUUUAUACUUAUACCGGUGCUGUAGAAGGAGACAGUAACACCACCGUCACAAACUUUAAUUGCUUUUUCUACAACUUUGAAUAUGUAAAUUGUACUUGGACUUCUGGAAGCAUGGCACCACCUGACACGAUCUAUAUCUUCCAUUACUGGCAAACAUUCAUGGACACUAUUCAGAACUGCACCAAUUACACUAUUAAAAAUGGCAGGCGUGUGGGUUGCCUAAUUUCACGUGACCUGUUCAAUGCCUACAAGGAUUUGAAUAUUCAAGUUUCAGGAAGCAGUUUUACUACAAAGAUAAAACCUUUCUUCUACAAGCUGGAAAGCUAUGCCUUUGUGAAACUACAACCACCUUGGCUGAAAAAUGUGUCAAAGACUCGUGAAGGGAUUUAUGUGAACUGGGAGAUCCCUGAGCAUUGGAAAAAACAAUGUUUGCUCUAUGAAGUAAGAGUUAAGAGCAGCAAGACGAGUUCCUGGAACUAUUAUUCGAGCAAAGAUCAAGAGAAAAAUAUCACUGAUGCAGAUCUCAAUUCAAAUAACAGCAUCCAGGUGCGAGUCCAGUACACUACUACAUGUGGAAAAUCAGAAUUAUGGAGUGAAUGGAGUGAAGUGCGAUAUAUUGGAGAGGACACCAAAGAAUGGAAUUGGAACAUUGCUUUACUUAUCUUCAUCCCUGUAUUAGUGGCUGUAAUUGCAAUCAUCUGCCUCACAAACCUGAAGAAGCUUAAGAAGUGGAUCCUCCCACCAAUUCCCGAUCCAGGAAAACUGCUCAGGGGUGUGUUUGGAGACUCAAAUGGCGACAACACAAUCAGGAAUAAACAGCUGAACGGAAGUUUGACUUUAAAACCUGAAAUGGAAUUAACCUGCAAUGUUACAACAGUGGAACAAUUGAAAUUUCCUGCAGAAAGCGAAAGGAAACUGAUUGUGAAUGAAUGUUCAGAGGAAAAUGAGGAGGUCCCCAUGGAUGAUCAUUAUAUGCAGUAUAACCUGGUGACAUCGUGAUCAUAGCACAUUCUUGUAUUUUGACACUUAUAUACUGUUUUUUUUUCCUGAUUUGCAAACAGGACAUUCUGAUACACAAAAUCUACAGCCUCAAACAGACAGAGUGAGCCAGUGAGCAUUCAGAAUGCAAGAAUGAAGAAUCUCUCACGAUUCUCAUCAUCAUUAUCCAACCUGAUCACUCGGUCAAACAGUGAUAGCUGUCACAGACUGCCUCAGCCGCAGCUCUUUGUUCUGGUUCGUCAUACCGAGAUCUGUUCUGGUCUCAUUUUGGACAAUCGGCAAUUUGCUCUUGUCUGUCAGCCUCAAGCAGUGAGUUUGUGGCAGGUUUCGUUUGUAUCACUGGCUACCUGUGCAGAUGAGGAGAGCAAACCAGUUCAGCACAGACUGUCCACUAAGAGCGUGAACAUACUGAAUAGGAUUCCAGUACUAUGAAGACCACAGGAGUUGUGUCUCACCAUGUUAACAUCGGACAUUCACCAUUUGCUGGCUAUAUCAGUGAGGGAUAGUGUAUAAGAAUUACCGCACUGGUUCAUGUUUGCGUGUGUGCACCCCCCAGUCAAAGGUGCAGGCACCCACACACACGCACCCCUCAGACACGUGCGCACACACAAAAACAUGCACACUCUCCCCACAGAGGCGGACACACAUGCACGCUUGCCCCUCAGAGGUGUACGGACACACACACACACCCCCCCCCAGAGGCACAAACACACACCCCUUGGAGGCACACACAUACACCACCCUCGUAUGUGCACACUGGGAUAUAUCCGUGUUUGCUGAAAAGACAAGGAUGUGCAUGGACUGUUGCAGAAGUAUCUAACAGAUGGGUAUACAAACAUCCUCAUAUACUUAAAAGCACAUUUACGUACCAAACCUACAUGCUAAGUAUCAACCUACUGCACACAACCACGCCAGACUUAACGUAUAUAACAGAGACACACACACACACACACUCAAGUUCAGCCUCAAGCUCGCCCACCAGUGUAUACCCACUUUGAGUUACACUUGUGUUCUAACUUAAGCAUAUGUCUGCACAAGAUUUAAUUUUAUACUAUUUCAAGGGCAAGGUUGUGCAACAGGAUAUAACCACAUACAUUGCUAUUUCUCCCAGUGGCUAAACUUCAGAACAUUGGUUUCAGGUAUAUCAGAGAUUUGUCAUUUAAAAGAGCAAAUAAACUUUCAAACUCCAAA
Hypanus sabinus (Atlantic stingray) is the source of this 2775-nucleotide messenger RNA. RefSeq names its product interleukin-13 receptor subunit alpha-1-like. Gene Ontology annotation, cellular component: external side of plasma membrane. The coding region runs from base 196 to 1584 and encodes 462 amino acids. NCBI's taxonomy places the organism in Eukaryota, Metazoa, Chordata, Chondrichthyes, Myliobatiformes, Dasyatidae. The transcript is spliced from 10 exons. The record is from RefSeq and is a predicted model, not a curated record. Gene Ontology annotation, biological process: cytokine-mediated signaling pathway. Gene Ontology annotation, molecular function: cytokine receptor activity; protein binding.